AUGACGGGGGCUCCGCCGUACAAUCCCCAGUCCCCUUCCCAGCAAUCUCGUUAUCCCGCCUAUUCGCCUCCCAGCAAGAACCGCCCUUUCUACCCCAACAAUGACCAAUACCAGCAACACCCUCCCCAGACACCUCCCGCCUUUCCGCCUCAAUCUUCCCUAUCGAGGAGCCCUCACUACUCCCAUGCCUCGUCUCCGCUACCCGCCGCACUCCCGCCUUUGAAGGGUAACGCGCCUGCGCCCCAUCCCUCCGACCCUUCUUCACAGUAUCAACCACAUUCAUCGGCCGGCGCACCACCCCAAUUUCUGCCCCGACCGUACUCAGGAUCUGUUCUAUCGGGAAACGGGGCUUCGCCUUACAACCAGUCGAGUCCAUCUCACCCCCACCCUUCGGGUCGCCCGGAGAGUCAUCCACAUUUAUCCCCCAAGAAGGAGGCGGCCUCCUCACCUUACGCCAUGGGGAACCACAGCUAUUCGUCAAUGCCGCGGGAGCCGAGACCAUCCUCGCCCCUUAAGGAAGCUAAACCGACUCGAGCGGCAGAUCCCAUGUCUUUCGCAAGCAUUCUUUCUGGACCGGCCGAGGAAGCGCCUCCGAAGAGACCAUCUCCUCCCCUUGAAACAACUGCCCCUGUACCGAUGACGUCUGAGCCAGUUCUCAAAGCCCGCUCACCUGUGCCCAUUACGGCCGCAAUAUCCCAUCCAAGGGUCAAGGAACAGGAGCCGGAUUUCGCGCCCAGCUUUUCUUCAAUCAAAGCAGACAAAGGACUUAGCAGCACUGAGAGGCGUCUUCGGACGGGAGAAUUAGAGCCGACGGACUCGACUCCAACUAACGCCAACGGCCUCCCAACCCGUGCCGCCCCGACGCGAAAAAUGCUUUCCGAACGUGAUAACGAGGCUGUCAAUAAGCUGAUGGCUGAGAUUGACAAUGCCGACAAAAGUGACGUCGAAGGACCAGGCUUUGAGGGGGAGCUGGAACGUUACGAAGCUCGGGGCAAGAAAAGAGCCAUCAACGCAGAGAAGGCCGAGAGUGUCAGGCGCAAGCGCCGCCGAAAUGACUUCUUGAUAAAACUCGGGAAAACAUUUGAAAAGCAAGCCUCCGCUGGUAUGGAUCGCUUCAGGGUGGCGAAUGAAUCCUCCGUCAUCGCUGAGGUGCAGGCGAAAGAAAUUCAGGACGAAAAGGAGCGCAAAAAGGACAUGCAACGGAAGCGACGCCGAGAGAACACGGUGCGCCUGGAGAUGCAGAAGAAGAUCGAGGCGGAGCGCAAGGCAAACAAGGCCCAAGACUCUGCCGAAAAAGCGAAGUUUCUCCGCGAGGCCGAACGGGCUCAGCGCAAGAUCAAGAUCACCAAACGAGCCCUGGACGGCGUCACGGCGCCCGAAGAGAUCGGCGAAGUCACGCCGUUGGCUCCAAACCUGGAAGGCGGCACGACCAGCUCCUUUCACAUCGGCCGCUCCCCGUCUCGACGCAAGUCUGGACGUGGUGGCCCCGUUACGCGUCCCAAAAAGUCCAAGGAACAAAAACAGGCCGAGAAAGAUGCCGCGGAAGCCGCCUAUGCCGCCAUGGAGAACGAAGAGCUUCUGCCAAUCGCCCCUAAGGAUGAUCCCCGGAAAGAAUCCCUCAAGAAGGAAACUAAGGGCAGUCGUUCCAAGGAGGCCACGCCCACUCCUCUGUCCGCCUUCGAGACCAAGGGUUACAAUCAGAUCUACGAGCAGAUCUGGCGAGACAUCGCCCGCAAAGAUAUUCCUAAGGUCUACCGCAUCAAGGCACUCUCGCUCAGCACGCGCCAGGAGAACCUACGCAAAACGGCUCAGCUGGCCAGCAAGCAAUCUCGCAAGUGGCAAGAACGGACCAAUAAGAGCAUGAAGGAUACACAAGCUCGCGCCAAACGCACGAUGCGUGAGAUGAUGUCGUUCUGGAAGCGGAACGAACGUGAGGAGCGGGACAUGCGUCGCUUGGCCGAGAAACAAGAAAUCGAAUCGGCCAAGAAGGCAGAAGCCGAGCGCGAAGCCAACCGCCAGAGGCGUAAGCUCAACUUCCUGAUCUCCCAAACCGAACUCUACUCCCACUUUAUCGGUCGAAAGAUCAAGGGCGCCGAGGGCGAUGAAGCCGGGGACACGGCUAUGGAGGGCGGGGACGAGACUGCCCAGCCCGACAAAGGCAUCGACGACGUGGGCGCCAAAGUCACCAAUUUCGAAGACCUGGACUUUGACGCCGAAGAUGAAACGGCGCUGCAGCAGGCUGCCAUGGCCAACGCGCAGAAUGCGGUCCAGCAGGCCCAAGACCGAGCGCGCGCUUUCAACAAUGCGAACCAGGACGACCCGAUGGCGGCCAUGGACGAGGGUGAACUGAACUUCCAGAACCCAACCAGCUUGGGCGAUAUCGAGAUCUCUCAGCCGUCGAUGUUGACCGCGAAACUCAAAGAGUAUCAGCUGAAGGGCCUGAACUGGCUGGUCAACCUCUACGAACAGGGUAUCAACGGCAUUCUGGCAGAUGAGAUGGGUCUUGGUAAAACUAUCCAGUCGAUUUCUGUCAUGGCCUACCUGGCCGAGGUCCACAACAUCUGGGGCCCGUUUUUGGUCAUUGCGCCCGCAUCUACUCUGCACAACUGGCAGCAGGAGAUCACUAAAUUCGUCCCCGACAUUAAGGUCCUGCCUUACUGGGGUUCGGCCAAGGACCGCAAGAUUCUCCGCAAGUUCUGGGACCGGAAGCACAUCACCUACACCAAGGAAUCGGAAUUCCAUGUUCUGGUGACCUCGUACCAGCUGGUGGUUCUCGAUGCCCAGUAUUUCCAGAAGGUCAAGUGGCAGUACAUGAUUCUCGACGAAGCCCAGGCCAUCAAAUCGUCGCAAAGCUCACGGUGGAAGAACCUCUUGGGUUUCCACUGUCGGAAUCGUCUUCUGCUCACGGGUACACCCAUUCAAAAUAACAUGCAGGAGCUGUGGGCUCUUCUCCAUUUUAUCAUGCCGACCCUCUUUGAUUCACAUGACGAAUUCAGCGAAUGGUUCUCGAAGGAUAUCGAGUCUCAUGCGCAAAGUAACACGAAGCUCAACGAGGACCAACUCAAGCGUCUGCAUAUGAUUCUGAAGCCCUUCAUGCUUCGUCGUGUCAAGAAGCAUGUUCAGCAGGAGCUCGGAGACAAGGUGGAGAAGGAUAUCUUCUGCGACCUUACCUACCGCCAGCGGGCCUACUAUACCAACCUGCGCAACCGCGUGAGUAUCAUGGAUCUAAUCGAGAAGGCGGCCAUUGGCGACGAGGCCGACAGCACGACCUUGAUGAACCUCGUCAUGCAGUUCCGGAAAGUCUGCAAUCACCCCGACCUCUUCGAACGAGCCGAGACGAAGUCGCCCUUCUCUCUGGCGCAUUUUGCGGAAACCGCCUCGUUUGUGCGGGAAGGGCAAAAUGUCGACGUCGCCUACUCAACCCGCAACCUGAUUGAAUACCCUCUUCCGCGCCUUCUGUGCGGUUCGAGUGGCCGGGUCGACGUGGCCGGGCCGGACAACACGCAGGCAGGCUUCCGCGGCAAGUAUCUGGAUCACUUGAUGAAUAUAUUUGCGCCCGAUAAUAUCAAGCAAAGCGCCAAUGGCGACGGUGCCUUUUCCUUCUUGCGCUUUGUGGACACGUCGAUCGGGGAAGCUUACGAGCAGUCACAUCUCGGGGUCUUCGAGCGUGCAACCCGGCGCCGUGGCCUGACGAACCGGUUGUCCCGCCUGAACGUGAUCUACGACGAAGAUCGCGACGAAACGGCGGCGUCGGCGCUGCCCCAUACCAUGUUCAACAUUGUUCAGCGCAAUGACCGCCGUGCCGUGCACGACAUCACUACGGAGGGCUACAUGCGGGACCUCAUGACCGUUUCGCAGUCGACGUUCGAGCGGGAGGGGCUGAACGUCAUCGAACCCUGCGUGAGUCCGGCGGCUUCGGCGCCCCCCGUCACUCUUGCGGCCUCCAGCCGAGGCUCUCUGGUCGAGAUGAGGGACAGUCUGUUCAACGUGCCCGUGCGCCAUGCUCUGCUCCCGACGUCCUCGAAGCAGUUGGAUCUACAGAUCUUGGAGAAGAAGGUCGAUCCGGUUCCUUACUCCCCUGCCCCUAUGCUGCCGGACCCGAUCUCGACCAAGGGACGGUACACGCACAUCGAGGUGCCUUCCAUGCGGCGGUUCGUCACCGAUUCGGGCAAGCUGGCCAAGCUGGACGAGCUGCUACGCGAGCUGAAGGCGGGCGGGCACCGGGUGCUGCUGUAUUUCCAGAUGACGCGGAUGAUCGAUCUGAUGGAGGAAUAUCUAACCUACCGCAACUACAAGUACUGCCGGCUGGACGGAAGCACCAAACUGGAGGAUCGUCGCGACACGGUGGCCGAUUUCCAGCAGCGACCGGAGAUCUUCGUCUUUCUUCUGUCCACGCGUGCGGGUGGACUGGGUAUCAACCUGACGGCCGCCGACACGGUCAUCUUCUACGAUUCGGACUGGAACCCCACGAUUGACUCGCAGGCGAUGGAUCGAGCGCACCGUCUCGGCCAGACGCGGCAGGUGACGGUGUACCGGCUCAUCACGCGGGGGACGAUCGAAGAGCGCAUCCGCAAGCGUGCGCUGCAGAAGGAAGAGGUCCAGCGGGUGGUCAUCUCGGGAGGAGCCGCCGGCGGCGUGGACUUCAACACGCGCAACCGGGAGAGCCGCACCAAGGACAUUGCCUUGUGGCUGGCGGACGACGAGCAGGCGGAGCUGAUCGAGCAGAAGGAGAAGGAGGCGGCGGACCGCGGCGAGGUGUUCGGGUCCAGUAAAGGCGGCAAGAAGGCGGCGCAGAAGAAGAAACGCGACAUCACGCUGGAUGAUAUGUAUCAUGAAGGCGAAGGCAAUUUCGACGAUGCCAGCGCGAAUGCCAGUGGCAAGCCGUCCGGGGCGGCGACACCGGUGUCGACGGCGGAGAACGUGGGAACGCCGUCGACGACGCCGGUGGCCAAGCGCGGUGGUCGCGGACGCGGAUCGGGGAAAGGCACGUCCAAACGAGCCAAAACUACGAAGGAACGAUUACGUCUGAUCGAUGGUGACGGCGGGUUGGGACCCAGUUGA
Messenger RNA from Aspergillus steynii IBT 23096, 5061 nucleotides. It is a transcript of the gene ino80, whose product is annotated as chromatin-remodeling ATPase INO80. Lineage: Eukaryota; Fungi; Ascomycota; Eurotiomycetes; Eurotiales; Aspergillaceae. Gene Ontology annotation, cellular component: Ino80 complex; nucleus. Gene Ontology annotation, molecular function: ATP hydrolysis activity; DNA binding; histone binding. The record is from RefSeq and is a predicted model, not a curated record. The transcript has 4 exons. Bases 1 to 5061 code for a protein of 1686 amino acids. Gene Ontology annotation, biological process: chromatin remodeling; DNA repair; DNA-templated transcription.